AUACCCUUUGCCCUCAAUUUUUCUCAUCUUGAACUCCUUUCUUUUCUUUAACAAAUUAUGAUACGCUUCUGCUCCACAAACAUAGAGGAGGGAAUCUUGAAGACUUUUUAACUCAAAAGAAGACGUUUUCACUGGAAACAACAAAGAGAAACCUUUCUUUAACCCUUAUAAUAAUAUUCUGGAAAGACAAAGAAGCAGCUGCUAAAAUGUUUUUAAGCAUAGCCAAAUACAGAUACUAUUGUAGUCGUCGACAGAUAUAGCUUUUCUUGUUCUUUUUUUCUCAUCUGUAUGUCGGGAUUUUUCAUAUCGAUACCAGUCAUGGAUUUCGAGAUAGCGAUCAAGAAAAGGAAGUGUUACAAGGAAGACGAAGAAGAAGAUGAUCAGCCCUUAAAUCGCUUAAGCUGUUUGCCACAUGAUAUCGCCUUAGACAUACUCUCGAGGCUGCCCAUCAAAUCUGUUAUCCAAUUCAGGUUUUCUUGUCGAUCCUGGAAUUUCUUGUCUCGUGAUCUACAACUUGUUGAUAUGCACAUGUCCCGGGCACUGAUCUGCCAAAGGUUAUGCCUUAUUUUUCAUUCUGAUUAUCCUAUUCGAAACCAGCUUCACUUUGUUGAAUUUUCUGAUGUUGAUGACAAUGAAAUAGUGAGAAAAAUUGAUACUCCCUUUGCCGUUUCCAUGCCGGAAUUUAAUGUGAUUGGCUCAUGCAAUGGUCUGUUAUGCCUAAUUGAUUCAUUAUUUUCUGACUCCAUAUACAUAUACAAUCCUUUUACGAGGGACUAUAAAUUGCUACCAAAGUCCGUUGAAUUCGAAAAUCAGAUUGUCAUAUUUGGAUUUGGAUUCCAUCCAAUUACUAAACAGUACAAAGUGAUCAAGAUAGUUUACUAUCCGAGUGUCUAUAAUCUUGAAAUUCCUAGGCAUGUCCGCAGAUUUACACACAUGAGUUCACGGAGAUCAGAUGUUCAGAUUUACAAUCUGGGUACCGAUAGAUGGAGAAGCAUAGGGCAAGCACCUUACAGACUAGAGAAAAGGUCUUCACUAGGAGUUUUGGUGAGUGGGAGACUUCACUGGAUGAGUCACUGGGGAAAGUACAAUGGGCGUCGUAACAGGAUCAUCGUGUCUUUUGACCUCUCCGAUGAUUCAUUUCAAGAGAUUCCAGGGCCCAACACUGGUAACUUAAGAAGUCUGAUGAAUUGCCAUGUUGCUGUUUUAGGCGGUUGCCUGUGUGCUGUCCUACCUUCGUAUGGGGGUAACGGAGGUCACGAUAUUUGGGUGAUGAAAGAAUAUGGAGUGAAAGAAUCUUGGGUGAAGGAGUUUACUCUUGGAGUUUACUCCCCAAGGUUUAUUCGUCCUGACAUGCAGAAAUCUUACCAGAUUUGGAGGAAAUUUCUCGGUGGUAGAUUAGUUCGUAUAAUAUGCCUUUUGAAGAGUGGGGACGUAUUGGUGGAGUACAGAGGAGGAACUUUGGUUUCUUACAAUCCAGACAGCGGAAUGUUUAAGAAUAUCACGUUUCAGGGGAUGCCGAAAAUGUUCCAAACGAUAGUUCAUAUUGGUAGCCUUUAUCCUGUUGUUCAAUCCUAGACUUUACAUACAGAAAUCUAAACAUUUUGUUGAUAUUUGUAAAUUAUAAUUAGGUGUUAAUUCCUUAUUGAAAUAAUAUUGUUUAUGGUAUGGUAGUGUCCUCCACU
Messenger RNA from Olea europaea var. sylvestris, 1682 nucleotides. Its product is annotated as F-box protein At3g07870-like. Gene Ontology annotation, molecular function: protein binding. Bases 289 to 1575 code for a protein of 428 amino acids. The record is from RefSeq and is a predicted model, not a curated record. The transcript has a single exon. NCBI's taxonomy places the organism in Eukaryota, Viridiplantae, Streptophyta, Magnoliopsida, Lamiales, Oleaceae.